Fusarium graminearum PH-1 is the source of this 29066-nucleotide messenger RNA. RefSeq lists its product as uncharacterized. The record is from RefSeq and is a predicted model, not a curated record. Gene Ontology annotation, cellular component: cytoplasm. The transcript has a single exon. The coding region runs from base 668 to 25465 and encodes 8265 amino acids. Gene Ontology annotation, biological process: amino acid activation for nonribosomal peptide biosynthetic process; secondary metabolite biosynthetic process. Gene Ontology annotation, molecular function: catalytic activity; phosphopantetheine binding. NCBI's taxonomy places the organism in Eukaryota, Fungi, Ascomycota, Sordariomycetes, Hypocreales, Nectriaceae.
AUGGCGAACAAGAAACAACUUUGGGAGCAGCUUUUGACGGACGCAAAUGUCUCGCGGUUCCCAAUUCGCAACGAUGGAGUACUGGAAAAAGAAAAGUAUGGCAGUGUUGAUCUUGGUAGUGAAGACAAGCUGCAGCUGCAGCUUGUCUAUACUGCUUGGGCUCUUGUUCUUGGGUUGUACACCAGUUCCCAGCAUCCGGCCUUCGUUGCGUUUAAUGGGGCCAAUGGGACUGAUGUUUCUUGGUCAACCAUGAUGUCCGCAAGGGUUAUUCAGACGGACCUUUACCCGCAGCGAUCUAUCUCGUGCAUUUCUGAGGGUAUUCAGAGCGAGAAAAAUCGUGAGGCAGUUGAUAUCUGUUUGGAUGACUUUUUCAAGUGGUCCAAGCCCACUGAAGCUGGUCCUCUCCAAAACACACUUCUGGUUUCCGACGCGGAUCUCAACGAAGAGAUGAUGGAAAAGCUUCUAGAAAACGUAAGAAUAGCAUCUAGAAAUAGUAUAUAUUUAUAAUCUGACAAACUGUUAGUUCCCCAUCAUCAUUAUUCUCACCAACCCUGCCAUCAAAUUGUCCUUCAGUACGGCCCACCUGUCUACAAAGCAGGCUAUCAACGUAGCUCAGGUCUUUGAGCUUGCUACCAAAGCCGUACUUCGAAAUGGUCAUAUCCAAGUGAUGCACCUAGAUCUUUUGCCCGAUGCGCACAAGGCUCAGAUUCAGCAUUGGGGUGCCAGUCCUCCAGAAUACGUUAAUGAGUGCAUUCACCACCAAUUCAACGACAUGGCAGUGAAGCAGCCUGAUAAGAUUGCAGUGGACGCUUGGGAUGGUAAACUGUCCUAUUCGGAAAUUGCAAUCGCGUCUAACCAGUUGGCCCAACAAUUGAUUGCCACUGGCAUUUCCAAAGGCGAUGCAGUGAUGGCCUGCUGUGAGAAAUCCAAGUUCGUUGCAAUUGCAUGGAUGGCUAUCUUCAAAGCGGGAGCAGUUCUUGUCCCCGUUGACAUGGGUCAGCCUCUCGGAAGACUUGAGCACAUCCAGAACGUUUCCAAGGCCAAGGCAGUAGUCAGCACUCUGAAGAACCUCGCCAUGAGCAACAAAGUGAGCGACAACAUCUUGCAGAUUGAUGAUGAGUUUCUGUCGCAUGCAUACAGCUGUGGUGAUGUGGAAGUCAAAUCACCUCCUGUGUCACCAGCAGACAUUGCAUACAUAAUGUUCACCUCUGGGUCUACUGGAGUCCCAAAAGGAAUUACAGUAACACAUUCAGGAUUUUGCUCCGGAAUGAAGAAGUGCUCUGGGAUUUUCACAGCGGAGAGGUUCCUUAACUUUGCGUCCUACAGCUUCACCCCAGCUAUCUACGAAGUCCUCAUGCCACUUUGCAUUUUUGGGGGCUGUGUGUGCAUUCCAUCAGAGCAUGCCCGAGUCAAUGAACUGGUUAGGUACAUGAACGAAACCCUUGUCGAUACUUCCGUAAUUGUACCUUCUCUCCUUCGAUCAAUGAGUCCUGACGACUUGCCAAAUCUGAAGACACUGUUGGUGAUGGGCGAGCCCAUCCCACAGCCCGAAGCUGCCAGGUGGACAUCCAAGAUCGGCUUGAUCUACUGCUAUGCAAGUUCUGAGAACGGAAUUGUGAGCUCCAAUAACAGGCUUGGACAUCUUACGGACGUGAGAAACGUUGGGUAUUCCAACGGCACUUGCUGGAUUGUUGACCCUUCAAACCAUGAUCGCCUCUUACCAAUCGGUGUUGUUGGCGAGUGUGUUGUUUACAGCGCCAGCACAGCAUCCUCUUAUCUUGAUCUUCCAGAAAAGUCGAAAGAGGUCUUUGUAAAAUCCGCAAGCUGGUCCAAACCAUGCCAAGGAUUCGGCUAUUGUCGCACCGGAGAUCUCAUGUACUUCAAUUCCGAUGGGAGUCUCAGCUUCAGUGGCCGGAAGGACCUGAUGGUCAAGAUUCGAGGCCAAAGAGUCGAGCUUGCCGAGGUCGAGGGAGCAAUUCUAUCACUUGGAUGUGCGGAACAAACAGUCGUGGACGUACCCAAAGGGGGCCCAUUGGCUAAUCGAUUGACCGCGGUGAUGAGAAUCAAAGAGGCAGACGAAUCCUUCACAGUGAGUUCCGGACCAAUGAGCUGUUUACCGUCUAGACUCUCGUUGGAGAGAGCUGAGAGCUUACGAGAUCUUCUGGCGAAACGACUACCGGAAUUUAUGGUUCCAAUAGCCUACGUAUUUGUCCAAUCACUUCCAGUUACAGCUUCUGCAAAAGUCAACCGUGUUGCCAUAUCUGAGUGGCUUCAGUCCAUGAGUUUAGAUAUCUAUGAGAAGAUAUGCAUUCAAGACCCAGCCAACGAUGAAGAUGAUGGGAUCUGGCAAGACACGGAACUCGCACUGCAGGGUAUCUUGGCUGAGGUGCUCAACCUGGAGGCUAGAAAGAUCAAACAUCACGAUUCAUUCUUGAAUUUGGGUGGAGACUCGAUAACCGCCAUGAUGGUCGUUUCCAAGUCUCGACAGCUAAACAUCAACCUUAACGUUCGAGACGUCCUAAGUAGCAACCUUGCUGAGCUCGCUAAGGUGGCUGACAUCGAUAGGGCACGCCCUCUUACAAAUGGAGACAUGACGUCGCCUAUGAAAGACAGCAUGGAGACUACAGAAGAGGUUCUAGUCAAGAAUGCGCUUCCAUAUGAGAUCAGGGACAAUUCUAUGAGGAUCUCUGAUGUCUUGCCUUGCUCGCCAAUGCAGCAGUCCCUUGUACUGAGCCAGCUGAGAUCUAAGGGACAUUACGAAUGCUCCUUUAUAUUCAAGCUCUCACACACAUUUAACAUUCGCGAACAGGUGCUGCAGAAGGCCUGGCAACAGGUUAUCGAUUCUCACUCCAUUCUGAGGACCAUAUUCGUUGAAAGUCAGACAAGUCCUGGAUCCAUGGAACAAGUCGUUCUUAGCCACCAUGAAGUCAACAUCACAUUCUUCAAUUUCCAAAACGUUCCGGUUGAUGCUCUGAUGGUUUUGGAUGGCCACAAAGCUAUCUUUAAAGAUGGAAAACCACCGCAUUCCCUAGUUAUCUGUCAGACAGAAGCAGAUGAACUAUUUGUCAAGUUCAAUCUUUCUCACCUCCUCUUUGACGGCCAGUCCAUCGAGAUACUCGUGGAACACUUCCGAGUGGCAUUGACUCAGAAGGUUUACAAUGACCAUAAGUCUCACUACUCCGAUUAUGUGCAGUUUCUGAAACAGCAAGAUGAUACCGAGGCGCUCAGAUUCUGGGAAAGGACUCUGGUCGAACUCGAGCCAACUAUACUGCCUACACUCAUCGAGCCCACUGAGAACAAGGAUCUCUCUGAGCAACUUGUUCAGCUACACGCUACUAUCGACAACGCGAGACAGAUCAGCAACUUUGCCAAAAGCCAAGGAGUGACUAUAUCAAGUGUCUUACAACUUGCUUGGGCCCUCGUGCUUCGAAGGAUGGUUGACAGGGACGACGUCGUCUUCGGGCUCCUAACAUCAGCUCGAGAUCUUCCUGUGAAGGACAUUGAGAGUAUGGUAGGACCUGUCAUCGAUAUGAUGGCUCGACGAUGCACCAUUGUGGACUCUAUGAGCAUUAGUGAGGCUUUGAACAAUGUUCAAAAUAGCUUCUUUGAUUCACACCCUCACAGACAUGCCUCGCUUGCCAAUGUGCAGCAUGCGUUAGGACAGACACAAAAGCUCUUUUCCACAGCCAUGUCAAUCUUGAGGGCAAUGGAAUGGAAACGUAAGGAUGGAGAAGAUUCAUUAGUUGAGCCGGUGCGACAAUAUCAGCCAACCGAAUUUGACAUCAACAUACAUGUCACGCUGGCAGAAAACACCAUUGGUGUACAGUUUGACACGUGGAGAAGUAGAAUCUCCAAGGCGAUUUCUGAAAGUAUCCUUGCUACGUAUCUUCAAGCAGUGCAGUCUAUUGUGACCGCCAGGGUCGAAGCAAACAUCGGCGAGAUCGACAUUGUCAGCACAGACGACAAAGCUACCAUCCACCACAUUGCCCAAAGGACCAUCCAGCCAGCGACGAAGUCGACGCUACAUGAUCUGGCUUUACAACAAAGCCGACACAAACCAGAAGCAGAAGCAAUCCACGCAUGGGAUGGGAGCUUCACCUACCAGCAGAUUGAAUAUCUUUCGAGAGCUUUAGCGAAAGACCUUAUGAAACAGGCUCUGUUCAGAGACGUCUCAUACGUGCCCAUUUGUGUUGAGAAGUCUCGAUGGGCCGUCAUAGCCAUAUUAGCUAUCCUUCGAUCAGGCUGUGCAUAUGUGCCACUAGACCCUUUCCAUCCGCAGGACCGGUUGCAGAAUAUUGUAUCGCAGACAAAAGCCAAGUGGAUCCUCGUCUCAGAACAAACAAGAGAAAGGUGCCAGCGUCUGGGGGCCGAUCUCUACUGCAUUGAUCCAAUUUUACUGGAGGCUCAGAGCGAACCAUCGGAGUUGCAGGAGGAUGGACUUCCUAUUGUCUCUCCAGACGAUGAUGCUUAUGUUAUGUUUACUUCAGGAAGUACUGGCCAGCCUAAGGGAGUUGUUGUUCAACACAGCGCCAUCUGCACCUCCAUCGAACAACAAGUGAAGUGUAUGAGAUUGAAGCCUUGCUCAAGGGUUCUACAAUUUACGUCCUUUGUGUUCGAUAUCUCACUUUGUGAGAUAUUCGCUGGACUCAGAGCCGGGGCCUGUGUUUGCAUCCCAUCAGACACAGACCGAAUCGAACAACUGCCCAAGAUGAUGAAUGAUUUCGAAAUAACAUGGGCUCAGUUAACACCAUCACUGUCUUUAACAAUUCUUCCCGCCCAGGUUCCGACCCUCAAGACUCUCGUGGUGGCCGGUGAAGCGGUUGUUCCAGAGGUGAUUCGAACGUGGGGGUCAGCGACGGAUCUCAUUAUCGGAUAUGGCCCAACUGAAACUACCGUAUACUGUACCGUUCACUAUCCUACGGUCGAGAAUGAGUCUUCUAUCAUCGGAAUGGCAGUAGCCUCAUCAUGCUACGUAGUAGAAUCGGCCAAUCCUGAUAAACUGGUGCCUAUCGGAGGAGUUGGCGAGCUUUUGAUAAGCGGCCCGCUUCUGUCACGGGGAUAUCUUGGGGCUGCCGAUCGUACAUCCACCUCUUUUAUCACAGGUCCAUCCUGGGCUGAUGACAAAAACACAAGGUUCUACUGUACCGGAGAUCUUGUGAGGCUUCUGCCAGAUGGGAAUCUUUCAUUUCUUGGCCGCAAAGAUAAUCAAGUCAAGUUGAGAGGUUAUCGGAUAGAGCUGGGCGAGAUUGAGGCGGCCAUACCUCAUCUUUCGGUUGUUCUAUUACCGUGGCAAGGCCUACAUGGGGGAAGUAUUGUGGCUCUAAUCCCGACUUCGCAAAGGGUCUCCACGAUUGAACUCAAAGACAUACCACUGAUCGUCACGGAUGAAUCCUCCCAGCAACUGGUCGCUUCUCUCAAAGAGGCAGCUGUACGAUUUCUUCCUCCUUAUAUGGUUCCAUCUGUCUGGCUUGUCGUUGAUAGCCUGCCAACCCUGGCUUCUGGAAAGAUCAAUCGAAUGCGGCUUGUCGACUGGAUUGUGCAGCUCGAUCCUGUCAAUGUCGACGACAAAGUCUGCGAAUCUGGACCUCAAACAUCAGAUCCUAGAGAGCUCGCCCUACUGGAAGCAAUUGCCAAUGUGCUGAACAAGCCCAAGUCUUUACUAAAUUUCACUUCAUCGUUCUUUGCCGUUGGUGGGGAUUCUAUCUCUGCAAUGCUGCUUGCGGCUCGUUGUGCGUCUUUAGGCUAUCGCAUCAAAGUUGGCGACAUUCUUGGGGCUAAGUCACUGUCCAACCUCGCAAGAAGUAUGGCGCCACUAAUUGAGGAGGUGCUGGAUGUCAACCCUGAUAUGGUGGAAGGAAGCCAAUUCGACCUGUCACCAAUUCAGAAACUUCAUUUCCAUCAGAAUCCACUUGGAUCAAACCAUUUCAAUCAGAGCGUGCUGCUCCAGUCGCGUCAGCCAAGGUUUCUUGGACGUCUCAAGAGCUCUAUUGAGCACGUCGUUGAACAUCAUUCGAUGCUGAGAUCUAGAUUCGAGUAUUGUCACAACACUUGGCUGCAAAGAGUAACCACCGAUAACCACGGCAGUUUUCUCUUUGAGACACUCACAGCUUCCAACUUUGAGAGUGUUGUCGAGAUUGUCAAACAGAAACACAAAUCCACCAAUUUUGAAGCAGGGCCCAUGCUAGUUGUCACUCAAAUCUCGGUUGGUGAUGAUAUCUUUGUAUCAUUGAUCUGCCAUCACCUAGUCGUCGACCUGGUCAGCUGGCGCAUCAUCAUUGGAGAUUUAGAGGAUCUACUGCAGGGUAAAUCUCCAUUGCCACCUUCAAGCUCCUUUUCAACGUGGGUGAAUGCUCAACAGAGGCGCAUGUUGAAAGAAAAAGGAACUCAUUGUUUCGGGGUCCAGGAAUAUAAUAGCAACUUGGGCUAUUGGUCUCUCAAAGAUGAGGCUAAUCUGAAUGCCGAUGCCAAGCACCUUUCGUUUCACUUAAGGUCUGAAACCACAAAGGCAUUACUGGACAUACCCAGUCGAGUCAAAAAUCUUCAGUCAGUGGAUGUAAUGAUAGCAGCCCUUAUUUCGUCUUUCUGCAAAACAUUCCCAGACCGGACUGCGCCCUCAGUUUUCACUGAACACCAUGGUCGUGAGACUUGGGAUAGUAGCAUUGACCUGUCACGAACCGUCGGAUGGUUCACGACGAUCUCUCCCAUCACAGUCGCUAUCGAGACGCACGAUGACAUCGAGCUUUUGAAGCUGGUGAAAGAUGCCCGCCGUUCGCAGGCUGAUAGCAUUUGGACUCAGUUCGCACAUCGGUAUGGAGGUUGGGGUGAUGACGAAGGGUCCAUUCAGCCCUUUAGCAUCGAACUCCUGUUUAACUUCUUUGGCUUGAUGCAGCAGUUCGAACGCAAUGAUGCGCUGUUUAAGCAGGUACACUUUUCCGAUGAAGCUGCGACCAAUUAUGACCCCAGCAAGGCUCGAUUGGCACUAUUCGAGAUUACCGCACUGGUUGACGGAGCUCAGUUGCUAAUUGACAUAAGCUACAAUCGGAAUAUGAAGCUACCAGAGCGAGCUCAAAGUUGGCUAUCAGAGUUCCAGAACACGCUCGAGCGUACUGUCUCUCAGACAAUUGACAUGGACAGCUUGGUGACCUCCUCCGAUUUCCCGUGCUCCAGGCUCAGUCAACGUCAGCUUGAAAUCACACUUCGACAGAUGGCACUCUGCGGAAUCAAUGCGAAGGAUAUUGAGGAUAUAUAUCCUUGCUCUCCCAUACAAGAUGGUAUCCUCAUGAGCCAGCAGAGAUGUCCAGAGCAAUACGUCACGCGAUAUGUGGCCAAGAUAUCCCCAAGAGAUGUUACAAUUCCACUUGACAUAGACCGCAUGAAAGCUGCAUGGGCUGAAGUGGUCAGACGUCACCCAAUUCUUCGCACAAGGUUCGAAACAAGUCCCAGAGAUGAGUUCUACCAUCAAAUCGUCCUUAAUGAGUUGGGUCAGGUCGUUCAGGUCAUACCUCACGUAUCUGAAGACGAUCUGGAAUAUCUGCUAAGCUGGAACUGUGAGUCUUAUGAUUCGUUGGCAUCACCUCACGCAGUGGGUUUGAUGGAGACACCAGAGGGUGACAUCUACUUCUGCCUUCAAGCUAGCCAUGCGAUUAUGGACGCACACUCUCUCUCUAUGGUCUUUCGCGAGUUCGUUUCCUUCUAUGACGGCGCGCAGAUGUUAGACACGACUUCGGUUCCAGGCUACGGGGAGUAUGUCCAAGCGUUGUACAAGAGAGAUGAGCAACAUGACCUUUCAUAUUGGCGGACGUUCCUAGAAGAUGUAUCCCCAUGCCACUUCCCGGUCCUUCAGUCCGGGUCACAACCUGGUAGGCCAUCUAAGGUUGUGACUAUCAAAGCCAAUCUUGACGAAUUGUCAGAAAGAGCAUCGUCAUUCUGUGUCGAACAUGAUACGACAAUUGCCAAUCUAGUUCAAGUUGUCUGGGCCAUUAUACUUGCAUCAUACACUGGAACUGACGACGUAUGCUUUGGCUAUCAAACUUCAGGUCGCGGUAUUGAGCUCAAGUCAGAUCCGCAUCGUAUUUGCGGGCCACUUAUCAGCACCCUGCCAGCAAGAUUCCGCUUAAACAAGACCGCUUCGAUCUUGUCGAUGCUCAAGCAGGCGCAAGACAACAACACGAAGAGCUUGGAUCACCAACAUUGCCCUCUAAUUGUCAUACAGCAUGAUCUCGCUCUUGCCGGUAGAUCCCUUUUCAAUACCUCAGUUUCUUUGGCUCGACCGCAUGGAGCUGAAGGCUCCAAUGAGUUAUUGGUAGGCUCGGUCUCGGUGUAUGACCCUACUGAGUAUACCUGCACCUUGAACGUGGAAGUUGGGGCAGGCAAGCUCGGUCUCGCGUUCAACUAUGAUGCCACUUCGAUCUCCAAUUCCUUCGCGGGCAUUAUUUUGGACUGCCUCGAAAACACCAUAAUCAGAAUCCUGGAUGAUCCCCAGCAGCGUUUGAGGGAUUUGGUUGUUGUUGGUGAUGCAACUCGAUCACUAGCCCGGCAAUGGAAUGGAAAGGAGCUGGUCAAGAUCAACCGUUGCGUCCACAACAUUGUUGAGGACUUUGUAGACUCCCAGCCAGAGCACCAGGCGAUUUGCGCUUGGGAUAUUCAGUUGACGUAUAACGAGUUGGAUAGGCUCUCAGACGCCCUUUCAGAAACCCUAGUGGCACAUGGCGUGGGCCCGGAGACCUUUGUUCCACUAUGCUUUGAGAAGUCAGGAUGGCAUGUUGUAGCCAUGUUUGCGAUUCUGAAGGCUGGUGGAGCCUGCGUUUCUCUCGAUCCAUCGCAUCCUUUGGAUCGGCUUUGCAACAUCAUACAACAGGUACAUCCGCCUGUGGUACUUGUCUCGAAGGAUAAUUCUGGACUAUUUUCAGGGCUCACUACUGAUAUACUCGUUGUAAGUGGUGAGUAUCUUGCAAAUGGCCAUUCAGCAACUGGACAGGCCAUUUCCAAGUCCAGGAGGUCAGUCGAGCCUCAUAACGCUGCUUUCGUCAUUUUCACAUCUGGAAGCACGGGCAAACCAAAGGGUAGCGUCUUUGAACAUGCUUCAAUCGCCACAAGCUCCAGAGUCUACGGAACUAUGCUGCAACUCACCUCCCGGUCACGUGUUUUCCAAUUCUCUUCUUACGCUUUCGACUUGAGCAUCGCGGAUGAGUUCCAUACCCUUAUGUGGGGUGGUACUGUUUGCAUACCAUCAGAGUUUGAGAGAGUGAACGACCUAGUUGGUGCUAUGAGACGCUACAGGGCUAAUUGGGCUGCUGUGACACCCGCCGUGGCUAGCCUUCUCAGGCCUGCCGACGUAUCAAACUUGCACAUUCUUGUCAUGGGUGGAGAGCGGAUGCGUGCUGACACUAUCAAGUCCCUGGCCGAUCAUGUUCGCCUGGCAUUUAUCUACGGACCCUCAGAAUGUUCUGUAUGUGUCAUGUACAAUACCAUGGUCAGCCCCGAGACAGAUCCGGCGAAUUUGGGUCACCAAGCUGGUGUUAGACUGUGGCUGGUAGACCCAAGCAAUCAUCACCUCCUCGCCCCUCCAGGUAGCGUUGGUGAGAUAUUGGUUGAGGGACCACUACUGGCGAGAGGCUAUCUAGGAGAGCUGGAGAAAACAGCUGCUUCAUUCAUCAGUGACCCGGAAUUCGCCCGAGCAGAUGGCAGACCUGGCCGCAGGAUGUACAAAACAGGUGAUUUGGCUCGCUACAACCCGGACGGGACAUUGAAUUACAUACAGAGGAGGGACAACCAGGUCAAGAUCAGGGGCAAUCGGGUCGAGCUUGGAGAGAUUGAAGCAACUCUACAAGCCCAUCCAGCAGUUCGUGAUGCACUAGCACUACUCCCAGAGACUGGACAUUUCAGCAAGCAGCUUGUUGCGGUGGUAUCUUUUCGAGCAACCGAUGCUUCUCAAUCCAUCUCUCGAGAGGGCAUUCAGCUAUUAGACCAACCACAGCAACAGGCGAUGAGCGACGAUGCCAAGGCAGUCAAGGUACAUCUUGCAAACAACUUACCCGCAUAUAUGCUUCCAUCGCAGUGGCUUCUUGUCCAGAACAUUCCGCUCAAUUCUUCUGGCAAGAUGGAUCGAUUGAAGGCUUUGAAGUGGCUACAAGAUCUUGAUGGGUCACUUCUGGUCCAGCCAAGCCAUCUCUCCGACACAAAAAAGGUCUUGAACAAGGUCGAGUCAACGCUGCUUCAAAUCUGGGAAUCGGUUCUCAACACCAAGUGUCCAGAUGCACGAUACAGAUCGUUUAUGAGCUUCGGAGGAGACUCUCUUACUGCCAUGCAAGUCGUUUCCAGUGCCCGUCGACAAGGCAUCAAAGUUACCGUUCACGACGUCCUUCGGUGUCAUGGCAUAUCUGAUCUGGCUGGUAGUUCAACGAACGUGAUGACCGACAGGAAACUGCCCAAAUCACAAAUGAACAUGCCAUUUCCUCUUUCGCCCAUACAAACUUUGUUCUUCAAUAUCAACAGUGAUACCACAAUCCGGUUUAAUCAAAGCUUCGCGUUGAAGCUCACCCGCGAUGUACCAGACCCAGAGCUUGGUGAGGCAAUUCACAGAGUCAUCCAAAGACACUCUAUGCUCAGAGCUCGGUUUAUCAAAGACAACCAGCAUUGUUGGCAACAGGAGAUACGCGACUACAACACAAGAAAUCCCCUCGUUUCCCACCAUUCUGUCCGCAGUGGGGAUGAUGUGCGACCUAAGAUGCAUGAAAUUUUGGGUUCAUCAAACUUCGACAUUACGGCUGACCUCCUCUUUGCUUCGCAUUCCAUUCGUAUCAGCGGCGAGCAGGGAUCUGAUAUGCACCAGUAUUUACUGCUGGUGGCAUCUCAUUUGGUUAUUGAUCUUGUGUCAUGGAGAGUGAUUCUGGGCGACCUAGAAGAUCUCUUGGCUGGUAGGCCUCUGCCCUUGGAGGAGCCGCUAUCAUUCCAGGUUUGGAACACUAUGCAGAGGAUACAUACGUCUGAGAACUGUGACCCCGAUAACACCUUGAUACAAGGCGUACCUAAGCCGGACCUUGACUUCUGGGGCAUGAAUGACAUACCAAAUAUCGUUGCGAAUGCAAAGAUCUCAUCUUUUACGCUUAAAGAUAAAACAGUACGGAUGCUGCUGGGGGCUUCCAACUCAAUAUUCAACACAGAGCCGAUUGAUCUUAUGAUUGGAACAGCUUCCUAUACAUUCCACGAAGUCUUUCCCGAAAGAUGCUCCCCAUCCAUCUUCUACGAAAGCCAUGGUAGAAACAGUUGGGACCCAGCAAUAGAUCCUACCAAUACUGUUGGUUGGUUCACAACCUUGGCCCCUGUUUAUUGUGGUGAGCAUGAUGAUAUUACGGACUACAUUAUCAGAGCGAAGGAUCUGAGGAAGAGAACGCCUGGACAGGGUUGGGAUUUCUUUUCCUCGCGGUACAAUCAUGAAAAGGGUCAUUAUGCCCUCUCCCAGUACGAUCGGCCUGAAAUGACCCUUAAUUAUUCGGGUCUCUUCCAGCAAUUGGAGAAAGAGGGCUCUAUCCUUACCCCAUUUGACAGUGCAUUGAACAUGGAGUCUGAGGCUCUAAAUCUUUCUCCUGGCGCGGCUAGGAUUGGUCUUGUUGAUAUAAUUAUCACGGGGAAGUCUGAUGCAUUGCAGAUCCACUUUGUGUACAACACCAGGAUGAAGCAUCAAGAUCGUAUUCAUCGUUGGGUCAAGCGUUACGAAGAAGCACUCAUCCAAUUUGCGGAGCAGGUACCUAAAGUCAGGAAGUGCUUUACCCUAGCCGAUUUUCCAUUGAUGCCCUUGGACUGGGAUCUUCUUCAUGGUAUUGAAAUCGAGCUUGAAGAAGCUGAUAUUCUCGACAUUUCACAGAUUGAGGACAUUUACCCGCUAUCCAAGCUUCAGGAGGGAAUGCUGCUCUCGCAAAGGAAAGGGGACGCUGAUUACUUGUUUUACUCCAUUGUCGAAUUCACUUCCAAGGAUGCGAAACUGCCCAUCGACAUCGAGAAGCUCUUGUCAGCCUGGCACCAGGUUGUCCACCGUCAUUCCGCUCUACGCACCAUUUUCCUUGACAGUGGCACUACAGUCUCGGUUCAAUGUCAGAUCGUUCUUAAAAGUCCCCGCGUGCAGGUCGAGAGGGCCCAUUACACCACGGCAAACGACGCGAUCGCUACCCUGAAGACGAUGGGCGUCACAGAAUUUGACGCCGUCUCACCGCCUCACAAACUCACCCUGUGUACGACAGACGAGGGAAGGGUAAUAGCCAAACUGGACCUGGAUCACAAAGUCAUAGACGGCUACAGCAUCGGCAUAUUGAUUCGCGACUUGUCUCUGGCAUAUGAUUACCAGCUAGAUACCCUCACCAGGCCUUGCUACAGCGACUUUGUAAAGUACACACAAGUCAAAUCAGGGCCUGAUCAACUCAGCCAUUGGUGCCACUAUCUUGAUGGUGCUGAGCCAUGCUAUUUCCCUGAUCUCUCGGAUGGAAGGCCAGACCCUACAAUUUCUGGCCAUGGCACAACCCGAAUUGACCUUGGACUGGAUUUUGCUGAGAUCUGUGGCUUUUGCAAAAGCAGCGACAUUACUUUAUUUUCUCUUCUCCAAGUCAGCUGGGCUGUGGUUUUAAGGGCCUUCACGGGAUCACAAGAUGUCUGCUUCGGCUUUUUAUCUGCCGGGAGAGAUGCCGCAGUCAACGGAAUUGAGGACAUGGUCGGACCCAUCAUAUCCAUGAUGAUUUGUCGCCUCAAUAUUGAUCCCGAGGUGUCUAUCUCAGCAAUCCUUCAAGACUGCCAAUCCAACAUGUUGACGAAUCUCAAGUUCCAGCAUGUCGCACUGGCUGAUAUUCACCAUUCCCUUGGGCUUUCAGGUCAUGCACUAUUCAAUACUGUACUUUCUCUUCAAAACUCUAAAGAUGCUGCCUCGGUCGGAUCUAUUCACACCCAUCGCCAUUCUGGAACAGACCCAACCGAGUACGCCCUGGCUGUUGAUAUUACCACUUCCAGCCACUCGGUCGAGAUUCAACUAGAAUACCAACUCGGUCGAAUGUCGCCUAAAAUGGCAGAGAACCUGGCGUCAACGUUUGCGCAGGUGGUCCGCAGUAUCACAACCCAGACGACCUCGCUUAUCAAGAACCUAGACCUUGUUUCACCGAGCAAUCUCAACGACAUCUUGAUUUGGAACCAGGGCGAUUUUGAUGAAGUUGAUUCUCGCAUCGACCAUAUCAUAACUGCUCAAUCUCUUCUAUACCCCAACAAGGAUGCCAUUGUUGGUUGGGAUGGCCAAUUCACGUACUCGGAGCUGGAGCAUAUGACUGAUCGGUUGGCUUCUCGAUUGGUGAGCAAUGGAGUCUCACCAGGGAUUAUAGUCCCUUUUUGCUUCGAAAAGUCAGUUUGGACGAUAGUCGCUAUGCUGGCAACUCUCAAAGCCGGGGGAGCAUGUACCGCACUUGCCCCCGAUUAUCCUCGUGAACGAUUAAAAGAAAUCAUCAUUGAUUCAAAAGCCACGUUGAUCAUCUGUUCACCGUCCCAGAGGAAAAUCGCCGAGGACCUAGUCAACAAAGUAAUUGUCCUUGAUUCAGCAGAUGCCGAGUCACUCGCAGUAGAGUCUAGGGUUGAGGGUCAAAUCGGCUCAUCGAAGGACGCUGCAUUUGUGCAAUUUACCUCGGGGAGCACGGGGAAGCCGAAAGGUAUCAUCAUAGAGCAUAGGGCUAUGGCUACAUCCGCGAAAGCCCAUGGCAGAGCCAUGCAUAUGGACGAUACUACAAGGACGAUACAGUUUGCUUCGUACACAUUUGACAACAGUGUUGAAGAGAUCUUUACCACACUUCAACAUGGCGGUACUGUCUGUGUCCCCUCAGAUUCUGAAAGACUUCAUGAUAUUGGGGCUGCUAUGGCCCGUUAUGGGAUCACCUGGGCAGACCUAACCCCAACCGUCGCCUCUCUCAUCCGGCCUGAAGAGGUGCCUUCACUCAAAACUCUUUGUCUUGGAGGAGAGGCAGUCAACCAAGAUGUGGUAAGCACCUGGGCAGGCAAAGUUGAACUCAUCAAUGGAUAUGGCCCUGCAGAAGCAUGUGUAACCUGCAUUUGCUCGACAGAAGACCUUGCAGGCCCUAUCAGAUCAACCAAUAUUGGGGUUGGCGUCGGCUGCAACACAUGGGUCGUUGAUACCCGAGAUAGUAACCGCCUUGCCCCAAUCGGUACCGUUGGAGAGCUCCUAAUAGAGGGACCAAUCUUAGCUCGAGGCUACCUGAAUGAUCCGGAACGAACAGAUGCAGCUUUCAUCACCAACCCCACUUGGGCAAUCCGGCUCCAGCCAGGUGUCGACAGGCAAUUUUACAAGACCAAUGAUCUUGUUCGGUACACUUCUCAGGGAAGCCUCAUCUUCAUUGGUCGGUCUGACUCGCAGGUCAAGAUUCGUGGACAGAGGGUUGAGCUCGGAGAUAUCGAGUGGAAUCUGUCCUCAUUUGAAGACAUCGAGAAAGCGAUUGUUGUUUGGCCCACGCAAGGUCAGUGCUCUGGCCAUCUAGUUGCUGUUGUUACAUUGAAGAGUGACGAAGGGGCUAUCGUGAAUGGGCCGACGUUGACGAUCAGGCAAAACCGGGAGGUCAAAGCUACCGUUGCGUCUGCAAUGGAAUGGGUAGUUGAACAUUUGCCGUCCUAUAUGGUUCCGCAGGUUUGGGCUGUGGUGAAUCGGAUACCUCUCUUGCCCUCAGGAAAGUUGGACAGGAAGUCUGUUAUUGCGUGGGUAGAUGAGAUGAGCAAGGACGUGUUCAACCAGCUCAAAUUGUCUGGUGAUGACCACGACGUUUCUUGGGAAACAGCGACAACUCCUGCACAGCAAGAAAUACAGAUCCUUUGUGCCGAUCUACUCAACAAAACACCGGGCGAAAUCAUCUUGUCGCGAUCCUUCAUAGGCCAUGGAGGAGAUUCGAUCUCUGCCAUGAGGCUCUCAACUAUGGCUCGUAAGGCUGGGUGGACCGUGUCAGUUCAAUCCAUCUUACGUGCCAAGUCGUUAGCUGGGAUUGCAUCUCAAGCGAAACCAGUGCAAACUGCCAUGCGAAAGAGGAUAGAAGAACAAGAGAAUGUUGCUUUUGAACUAUCCCCUAUCCAGAAAUUGUUCUUUUACAAUUAUCCUGAGGGGGAGAACCACUACAACCAGAGUUUUGUCUUUUCUUUAUCAAGAACCAUUGAGUUAAGUGUUCUAUCAACAGCUCUUGACAAACUGGUGGCUAUACACUCCAUGUUGCGAACACGUUUCUCAAAGUCCUCCAAUGACUUCUGGCAACAACGUGUCAUUUCAGAAUCUUCUUGUCACUUGGACUACCACGAUAUUGGAAGCAUGGACCAGCUCGAACCUCUGAUGGCUGAUAUGGAGGCUAAUCUGGAUAUAUGCAACGGACCUAUCUUCAGGGCUAGUCUGUUCGACAUUAAGCCAACUAGGAGCCAGGUACUAUUUCUCGUUGCUCAUCAUCUUGUUGUUGACCUAGUAUCCUGGCAAGUCAUACUGAAGGAUUUGGAGUCACUUAUCCUACUAGAUGCCUCACCACGUGUACCUGAUAUCUCAUAUCAGGCCUGGUGCGCAUCAAUCCGGGAUCGCAGUUGUGAAGUUGCGGCCAGGACUCCACCUACGUCUCUGUCUUCCAUCCUCCCGAAAGCAGACCUUAAUUAUUGGGAUCUUGAUACUUCAACAAACACUUUUGAGAAUACUACAAGAUUCACAUUCCAGCUUGAUCAACACACCACAAGCCUCCUCAUUGGUAGUGUCCACGAGAAACUUUCUACAGAGACCAUGGACAUACUCUUAAGCUGCCUGAACAUUUCUUUCAAGCAGACAUUCCCUGAUCGAUUGCCUUGCACUAUCUUUUCUGAAGGUCACGGUCGAGAGCCCUGGACUGGAGAUAUUAAUCCAGCUGAGACAGUUGGCUGGUUUACUGUCCUGAAACCUUUCUUUCUCGAUAUCGAUACCAAAGACGGGCUAGUACGGAGUCUAGCCAUGACCAAAGAUGUUCGGAGAUCUAUGGAACGCGAUGCCUUGACAGGCUUUGCAUCACUUGUUGAUACAAAUCUGAAGACGAGUCCUACAGUUGAAGUGCUUUUCAACUUUCUUGGGCAUGCUCAAAUGUUUGAUGUCAAGAAUUCCUUGUUCACACCAUUGAGUGGUCAUAACCAACGGACUGAUGUCAAUGUCAAGGCUAGCCGAGAUUCCAUAUUUGACAUCCAAGUUCAAACCAUCGAUGGAGAACUGGAAGUACAAGUCAUGUACCCCAAGCACCUAUCUCGAUCCGUGCAUAUCGAGACAUGGAUGCAAAUUUACCAAAGCAAUCUGCAGAACACCGUAUCUGAGUUGCUUCAUUUCGACCCCAUCCCAACAUUGGCAGAUAUUCCUCUUCUUGAUCUUUCUUAUGAUGAGCUGGAGAUACUAUGGAGGCAAGCCCUGCCUUAUCAUGGAAUUACAGAUACGACCAACGUCGAAGACAUCUACCCGUGUAGUCCCAUUCAAAGGGGGAUGAUUAUCAGUCAGAAGCAAUCGCCAGACUUGUAUCAUUUCAACCUUAUCUGUGAAUUGUCAUCGAAGGCCGGCUCAGAGAUCGAUCUUGGCAAAUUACAAGACGCCUGGGAAAUGGUUGUUGCUCGACACCCCAUCCUGAGAUCACAGAUCAUUGAGUGGCCAGUUGGUUCAAAUUCUGUUUACCAGCUUGUUCUUCGUCAGGUUUCGGCUCGACCCAGCCUCUUCUUCUGUCAAUUUGACGACAAUCAAUUUACCAACAAGGACAUUACAGGCGGUGGAGUCGAGGCCUCAGGCUUCUCUCAUGAACUGCGAAUUUGCAUGACGACUGAUCAAAGAGUCUUUCUGAAUCUGAUUAUGAACCAUGUCUUCACAGACGGUAGCUCAAUGACAAUCAUAUUGGAGGAUUUGAUCUCGGCAUACGAUGGAAUAUUGUCUCUCUAUGGACCUCAGUUCAAGAACUAUAUCGAGUUCUUACUAACAGAGACCGAUCGUGUGGAAGAUGCUUCUUUUUGGAAAGAAUAUCUAGAUGAAGUCACACCUACCUACCUCACAGCCCCCAGUCCUCGACACACGAUACGCGAAUUGCAGGUUCAGACUUCUGUACUUGAUCUUGAACUUGAUGAGAUUACCCAUUUCUGCACUUCAAACAGUGUCACACAAUCCAAUCUUUUUCAACUUGCUUGGGCUCUUGUACUACAAGCAUACACAGACUCCAGCGAUGUCUGCUUUGGCUUUCUCAGCUCUGGUCGAGAUGCUCCAAUCGAGGGUAUUUCCCGAAUGGCCGGGCCUCUGAUCAACAUGCUUAUUGCUCGGUUUGCUUUUGGGCCUGAUAUGACUAGUCUGCAAAUUUUGAAAAAGGUAAAGGACGACUUUACAAGAAUGAUAGACCAUCAAUAUUUAUCUUUGGCCGACAUCCUACACCUACACCAAAAUCGCCUUCAAGGAAGACCAAUGUUCAACACCGUCAUGUCCUUUCAAAAGAGGGAUGGCCAAGACAAGAAGCAUGGUAGUAGCUUGCACCUUCUACCGGUGGAUGGCGACGAUCCAACCGAGUUUGACUGUUCUGUUGGCGUUGAGAUCACUGGCCGCGAAAUAGCUCUAACAUUAUCUCACUGGACUGACAAGAUAUCUGGUCGCAAUGCGCGUCAUCUCACAACGACCUUUGAGACGAUUGUGGCCAGUAUUGUUAGGAAGCCCGACAUGGCUAUCAAAGACAUGGAUGCUACGUCCAUUUCCCAAUCGCGCCAGCUUACUGAAUGGGCUCAUGUACCAAUUAAUCCUGUCGAUGAAUGCCUCCAUACGACCUUUGAACGUUUUGCCCGACAGACACCUGACGCGGAAGCUGUCUGCUCAGCGGAUGGAUCAUACACCUACAAAGAGCUCAAUGACAUUUCUCAGAAACUGGCCCGAUCGCUUCGCGACGAGUAUCAGAUACGAAGAAACACACUGGUGCCAUUCUGUUUCGAAAAGUCAUCAUUGGCAGUUGUCAGCAUGAUAGCUGUUCUCAAAGCAGGAGCCGUCAAUGUUCCCAUCAAUCCAGACCUCCCUCACUCGCGGAUGAAGUAUAUACUAGAGGACAUGGAAUCGGAAAUUGUCAUUACUUCAUCUAAGCUGGCACCACUAUUCCAAGGACUUGCAAAGCCUCUUGUAUUAGACGAAACAUUAUUUUCUGGACUUGAGGCAACUAUGGAAACAGUAUGCCCUGCUUUGGAGCCUUCCGAUGCAGCCUAUAUCAUCUUCACGUCUGGUUCCACCGGUCAUCCAAAGGGUAUUGUACUAGAACAUCGAAACCUGGCCACUGCUUGCAACGCACAGGCAGAUGCUUUGGGCAUCACUUCCCAUUCGCGUAUCUUACAGUUUGCCAGCUACCACUUUGACAUGAGCUUGUCUGAUCAUUGGUAUGCUCUGACUCGUGGAGCUUGCGUCUGUAUACCGACUGAAGAAGAGCGAUUUUCCGACCUCUCUGUUCCGAUUAACAGAAUGAAGGUUGAUACGAUCUUCGUGACGCCAACAAUAGCGGGCCUUAUUGAUGAAACGAUGGUACCUACCUUGAAGUCCAUCACUCUAGGGGGUGAGGCGGUAACCAAGCAUAUUGUUGACAAGUGGACUCCCAUCUUGACACUCAACUUUGCUUAUGGGCCUGCCGAGAUUUCUGUCUUCUGCUGCUGGAGGGGGAAUGUUGAGAAAGGGACCCCUCCAAGUAGCAUAGGACGCCCUUUGAACUGUCGCAUAUGGCUCACAAAGCCUGAAGAUCCAAAUAUGCUAGUGCCGGUUGGGUGCAUUGGUGAACUCUGUGUCGAAGGACCGCAGGUCUCCAGAUGUUAUUUCAAAGACUUUGAAAGGACCAAAUCGAGUUUCGUCAACAACCCGGACUUUCUCAAGGGCGACAACAUUGCAACUUCGCGAAGGAUAUAUCGCACUGGCGACCUCGCGCGCUACAACGAUGAUGGAACACUUGUAUUCGCUGGCCGUAAGGACAAUCAGGUCAAGCUUCAUGGACAGCGAUUAGAAUUGGAAGAUAUUGAGUACAAUUUGUCAACACACGAUGCGAUUAGGCACGGUUUAGUGGUUCUACCGACAAAGGGCCCUGCCAGAAACAAACUGAUAGCGGUCAUUACAUUAUCAAAAUACCUCGCCAACACGGAAGAGCCUUCUCUACGCCAACUGUCGCUAGGCUCAGUGUCAAGCCUCGUGGAUAUCCCAGCUGUCAUUAACUACAUGUCAUCUCGGUUACCAGCCUAUAUGGUACCUCCAGUCUGGAUCGUGGUGAACGCAAUACCGAUGAGCCCAACUGGAAAACUCUUCAGGAAGAAGGUUCUCGACUGGCUCUCUGAUUUGAGUGAUCUUGAGUAUCAAAGUGUCAUAGAACGUGCGAAUGCGGGAUCGUCUCUCGAUAGCGAUCCCACAGACUCAGUUGAGAUCGUCCUACAGAACACGAUUGCCGAUGUCCUCGGACUACCAAUCUCGACUGUCGGUCUUGGCAGGUCUUUUAUGAGUCUUGGUGGUGACUCCAUCUCUGCUAUACAAGCUGUGUCUCGUUGCAAGGCAAGCGGGGUGACCUUGACUGUCAAAGAUAUCCUCAAGAGUCCUAGCAUAAGAGGUAUUGCUGCAGUCGCCCGGAACUCUCGCGUGAAGUACUUGGAAUCGACAUUUGAGACAGACGUCCAGUUUACCUUGACACCAAUUCAGCAACUUUACACGCAGAAGAUCAACAGCAAUGGUUUUCAACAACAUGUCACCCUCAAGGUUGCUGAUGGUGUAACAUCGGCAGGAAUCAAGGCUUCACUGGAGAAGCUAAUCGAUGCUCACCCUAUGCUUCACUCUAGGCUUGUCGUCAACUCCCUUGCGCAGGUCAUAGAUAAGGAGCAACACUUCUCUUUCAUGGAAGCCACUAUUGACGAACACUCUGAACUCGUUCCUCUGGUGAACCAAUUGAGGUCGACUAUCAACCAGGAUUGCGGUCUCAUGUUCGGAGCUUUACUGUUCAAGUGCUUUGACAACAAUAAGUAUCUUUUCUUGACUGCCCAUCACUUGGUCGUUGAUGAGGUGUCGUGGUCAAUCAUUCGUGAGGAUCUCGAGUCGUUGCUACUUCAUGAUCAUGUUUCAGUUGCACCAACACUUGACUUUCAAACUUGGGCGAACUUGCAACGCGACUAUGCUUCUCAGUCGCUUGAUCCCUCUGUGAUCCCUAGACAACCUAUUCAAGAGGCGGUACAUGACUAUUGGGGGGCCAACCCCUCCAACUGUGUCGCAGAUGUGAUCACUGUAACAGUGGAAGUUGAUCCUGAGUACACUCAAAAGCUCAUGAAUGAGUGUAAUCGGACUUUCAACACUCGACCAGUCGAUAUCAUGAUAGCGUCUAUGAUCAGGGCUUUCGGUCAGAUCUUCACAGAUCGCCCAGCCCCAACGGUUUUUGCCGAAGGUCAUGGUCGUGAACCCUGGAGACAAGACCUAGAUGUCAGCCGGACAGUUGGCUGGUUCACUACCAUCUAUCCCGUCAGUGCAGGAGACUAUACUAGUCCGAUUGACUUGCUCUGCAAGACAAAGGACAGGCGCAAAUCCAUCCCAAAUAAUGGCUGGUCGUAUCUCACCUCCAGCUAUCACAAUACCAAAGGUAGAGAGACCUUCAGGGCGCACGAGAAUAUGGAGGUCCUAUUCAACUAUCUGGGAAACAACACGACCUCUUUCAAUAAAGGUUCUAUCCUGGAUCCAACCACUGAAUUUGAUGAAAUCGCUUCCUUCACUCAGAGCAACGUCCCUAGACUAGCUCUGUUUGAGAUAAAUGCCGUCGUUGAGGACGCCAAACUGCAACUGUCCUUUGCUUGGAGUAGGCAGCUUGGUUGGCAGGACGAGAUUUCACGAUGGGUCAAUGGGGUCCGAGAGUCCCUUCUCUUCUAUGCUAUGACAUUACCUAACACCAUUCCAAGAAUGACAUUGAGCGACUUUCCUCUUCUUCCCUUAUCUGAGCAAAGUCUCCUGAAAAUGAUAGAAGACGUCAAAAUUCGAUCUGGGCUCCAGGAACCUAUUAUAGAGGCAGCGUAUCCCUCUACUCCUGUACAAGAUGGCAUCCUGCUCAGUCAGAUGAAAGGCAAUUCUCAUUACGGCAUCAACUUCCAAUGGAAGAUGUCCUCUCGCAACCUGGCUCGACCUAUCACAACGGAGUCAAUCGCUAGAGCCUGGGGCUUUCUUGUAAAGCAUCAUCAAAUCUUGCGCACCGUAUUUGUACCAAGUGUUCGGCCACAGGGUAUCUAUGACCAGGUUAUAGUCGGCAACUUGGAAGCUUCCAUUACAAUUAUUGAGAGUACCGAGCGACUGGAUGUUACCCGUCCAGUAAACACUGAACACACCAAUACCCUUCAUUCGACGAAGUCGCCAUUACACUCACUGGAGCUCUACUAUUCGGACGUGGGCGAGGUUACCUGUCAACUCUCUAUUAGUCACGCAUUGGUUGAUGGUACAAGCAUGGCUCUUCUCUUGGAGCAGCUUAUUUCCAACGUUGCUGAUGCCAAGGUUGAAAGGGCGCUAUCCUUACCAUUUCAAGCCUACGUGGAGCGUAUGCACAGUCAUAGCACAGAAACGACAGUCGAACUCUGGAAAGAACGACUAGCCGGACUCACACCUUGUCAUAUCGCUCAAGAUUCAUAUGGUGGUGGAACGAGAGGCACCUACCCUGAUUCUGUUGAAAUCAGCCUCGACAAAGGACUAUGCCGAUCCAUCUUUGAUUUUAGUAGGACUUUCUCUCUUACACCAGCUACUAUCUUCCAGCUGGCGUGGGGACUUGUGCUUCGAGCAUAUACCAACUCGGAUGACGUUUGCUUCGGUUACCUUUCAUCUGACCGUGAUAUGCCGCUCGAUGGAAUAGAAGAAGCAAUAGGUCCCUACAUCAGCAUGCUCAUCUCCCGGAUCAGCCUUAGCCAUGAUACCACGCUGAUGAAAGCUAUGAAAUCAGUCCAACAGGACUAUUUAAACAUCAAGGAACAUCAAGUCGCUUCUUUAGCCUCGAUACAACAUUCACUUGGGCUUUCAGAUAAACCGCUGUUCAAUACAGUUUUGUCUAUCCAGAGACAAAGACCGGGACGGUCGUUUUCUGUAGAGGACAUCGCUUUUGAGUCGAUUUCAAAGAAUGAUCCCACAGAAUAUGCUUAUGUUGUCAACAUAUUCAUGGACGGUGAGGAAGGCAUAUCACUCGAUCUAUCUCAUUGGCGGCACGAAAUAUCUCCCGAGAUGGCUAGCAGUCUUGCUCACAGUCUUGUACAAGCCAUCACUCUGGCUAUCGAGAAGCCUGAAGAGCGAAUGGCAGCUAUCUCUGUCUGCAGCGCACUUGACAUGGAAGCACAGCAAGCUUGGAAUAAACCGCAUUAUCCCCAAAUUGCUGAAACCUGUCUUCACGCAAGUUUCUCGGAGCAGGCCGAACAAAGACCAGCUAGCCAGGCCAUCACGGCAGCAGAUGCAGAUCUCUCAUAUGCUGCACUUGAAGAACUGUCUACGAAGCUUGCAGCACAUUUAAAGCAAUUGGGCGUAAGCAGGGAAGUCCUGGUACCAAUUUACUUCGAAAAGUCGGCCCUCGCCAUUGUAUGCAUGUUAGCAAUCUUGAAGAGUGGCGGCGCUAUUGUGCCUCUUGAUCCCAGUCAUCCCCCAGAACGGAUCUCAGCCAUUGUUCGAGCAACUGGUGCCAAGCUAGCUCUCGCAUCAAAGGCUAUGAGCUUCGAAUGUUUCCAAGACAUAGGUACGUUGUUGCUAGUUGACUUACCCAUGCUACAAGGUCUUCCUGAUAGGAUCAAUCUUGAACCAAGCAAUGUCCAGCCAUCAAAUGCCGCUGCGGUUAUAUUCACAUCUGGGAGCACCGGAAUACCAAAGGGUGUCGUCUUGGAGCACAGAUCACUCUGUAUCAGUAUGGAGUCUCACGCUCAACUUCUCGGAAUUGGACCUCAUACUCGCACACUCCAAUUUGCCGCAUUUGUGUUCGAUGUCUCUCUUCAUGAUAUCUUUACAACCCUCCUCAAGGGUGGUUGUGUCUGUGUACCGACAGAGUAUGAGAGGUUGAAUGACCUCUCGGGAGCUAUCAAUCGUAUGCGGGUCAAUUGGGCAUGUUUGACAACGACCGUUGCUUCAUCGUUGGCGAAAAUGGCACCGUGUCCGUCUUUGACAGGCAUUGCACUUGGCGGAGAACCUUUGACUGUUGAGUGCGUCACCGCUUGGCAGGGAAAGGCUGCGUUACACAAUUUCUACGGCCCUUGCGAAUCAUCGAUCUUUGCUACUGGCAGAUGUCACGUCAGCCUUGCUUCUCAAAGAAGUGACAUUGGUCGGCCAAUCUAUGGUCAAGCAUGGAUUGUCGAUCCCAAUGAUCACAAUUUACUUCUUCCGACAGGUAGUAUAGGAGAGUUGCUCUUACAAGGACCUUUACUUGCACGAUGCUAUCUUGAUGACCAAGAGAAGACCAAUGCCGCUUUCAUCCCUGCACCUAUGUUUGCUCAGCAACACGGGGCUCGUGAGCAGAGCCGCUGUUACAAAACUGGUGAUUUAGCGCGGUUUGAUUCCAGUGGCUGCAUUCACUACAUCGGAAGAAAAGAUCACCAAAUCAAAAUCAAUGGGCAGAGAGUCGAGUUGGCAGAAGUCGAACAUCAUCUCCGUGAAUGCAUUGACUGGGAUGUGGAUAUCGCGGUUACUCAAGUUCUGAUCAAUGGAACCAAACUGUUGGUUGCUUUCAUUUCACUUGACGCCGGGUCUCGCCAUACCAAAACCACGAUUGCUUCAAGCCUCGGACCCCAAAGAGAGAGACUCCGACACACUCUGGCCAGGCUGGAAACAAGGAUUAUGGAUUACAUGAUUCCCAAAUUCUUCCUACCAGUCACAACAAUGCCCCUCACAAUUUCAGGGAAGACAGAUUACCUUGCACUUCGACAGAUGGCCACAAGUGUUGAAUUAUCGUCACUGCAGAACUACACCAUAGCCACGACAACAGCAAUUAAUCAACCGCAGACCCCAACAGAAGCAACUAUCCAGAAGAUAUGGGGGGAGGUUCUUAGCCGGAAGCCAUCCAAAAUCGGUACUCAGCAAACAUUUGCACAAUUGGGCGGUGAUUCCAUCCUGGCCAUGCAUGUUGCUACAAAGGCGAGGGAAAACGGCAUUGAGAUUUUUGUACAGGAUAUCAUAAGGUACAAAACUAUCCAGAAGGUCGCUGAGAGGUCUACCAGGACUCGAUCAGUUGCAAACAAAGAACUCGAAAGAGGCAGGUUCGCACUUCUUUCGAUUCAAGGGAAGGAACUACGACAGAUCAUGCAAACCUGCGCCUCCCGGUGUGGCUUGGACGGCAUCGACCAAAUGGAGGACGGCUUCCCGUGCUCCCCGACGCAAGAAGGUAUUCUGAUCAGUCAAGCCAAGUCACCAGGUCAAUACCUUAUCCAACACAGCUGGAAGGUCAUUUCUGACAAACCGAGAGACUCCGUGUCAGAAAUAGACGUCAGCCAUCUCAUGAAAGCAUGGGGUUCUGUCAUCCAACGGCACCAAGGCCUACGCUCAUACUUCGUUGAAGUCGCCCUGCCACAAACAAACUACAUACAGAUUGUCGCGAACAACGUCGUUCCUCCAAUCCGCUGUGUUGAAUGCGACAGCCUUGAUCAAUUGCAGAAAAUGGACAACAAGGAUACAGUUAACCCCGUUCCACUUCCUUAUUCGGUCCUGAUCGGCAAGUCAAGAUCUGGGGAUGUCUACUGCAGGUUAGACAUAGACCACACAUUAUCUGAUGCCUCUUCUUUAGAGAUAAUCAUCCGAGACAUCUCUCUUCAAUACCUGGGUCUGGCACCGGUAGACUCGUCUCCAAAAUUCAGCGACUAUGUAGCAUUCCUGCAGAGUCAACCUGUAGUUCCAACCCUUGGCUACUGGAGACAAUAUCUUGAGAAUGCUUCGCCAUGCUAUUUCCCCCAACUCAACCCUUCGAAGGACACCAUCUUCAAACGAGGUGCCUCUCUUCAGUGCAGGCUGUCCAGUGCACAGAUGUCGGCGAUACAAUCCCUGAGAGUGGAGUACGACAUCACACUCUCUGACAUCUUCAAAGCUCUAUGGGCCUUGGUUCUACGGUCCUACUCGGGUACAAACAAUGUUUCUCUUGGCUAUGUCUCCUCCGGUCGCAACGCCCCAGUCUCCGACAUUCACGAUAUUGUCGGUCCUUUGAUCAACAUGCUAGUUUAUCAAACCACCUUACGAUCGGACACAACACUGAUUGGACUUGUGAGGGAUGCUCAAGAAGCAUACUUGCAGAGUCUACCCUAUCAGCAUUGUGCACUAAAGGACAUCAUCCACGAGACGGACUGUGCGGGUACUCAGCUUUUUAACACAGUAGUCAAUGUCCUGAAAGCACAUGACAAGAGACCUGGCCCCAUCACCUUCGAAUCACAGCCAGGAGACGGAGAUAUUGAGGUAAGUGAUGGCUACUCUUACGGUUCGGAUGGCAAGAAGCUAACCCAUUGACUUCAAACAGUACGAUAUCCAUCUACAGGUUUUGGAAUCUCAAGCGGGUAUUGAAGUGACGAUGGAUUAUUCCACUUCACUGAUGAUCGAAAGCCAAGGCCUCGAUGUAUUUGACACGUUGAUGCAAGCGCUGGACAGUUUUAUCAAUUGCCCUAGUCAACGUCUCGAAAACGUAGACUUGCUCGGCAACAGAAACUUGGUCAAGAUUUUGGAACUAUCGCAAACAACACCCCACUGCACGAUUGAAGCUACCUGCUUACAUCAUGCUGUUGAGAAGCAAGUAAGAUGCCAACCCUCGGCACUUGCAGUCGUCACAGAAGUGGGAACCCUUACGUAUGAAGAGCUGGACUGCAUGGCAAAUCGAUUGUCGCAUCAUCUGAUUGACCAUGGCGCCGGUCCUGAAGUCGUUAUAGCAUUUUGCUUUCAAAAGAGCUUGUGGGCGAUUGUUGCCAUUCUAGCAAUUCUCAAGACAGGUUCAGCUUGUGUUGCUUUGGAGCCAGGUUAUCCCACGCAAAGAAAACGCUCGAUCGUCCUGGAAACUAAAUCGGCACUGAUCCUCACGAGUCCAACUUGUCAAGAUCGUGUGUUGGGUUUGGGCAUAGAUGUUGUCACAGUUGAUGCUGCAGGUAUCAAUGACCUCCCAACAGUUCAAGGUACACCCAAAACUACGGUCUCACCUAGCAAUGCCGCCUUCAUUGUCGCGACGUCAGGAACUACGGGCGUUCCUAAGUGCACAGUUCUUGAGCAUCGAAAUCUUGCUGCUUUCACCCUCUGUCUCCCUCAGAUGGGAAUGACUAGCCAAUCCAGAGUUGGCCAUUUUUCUGCUUACUCAUUCGACGCAAGUAUCAUGGAUACUAUCCUGGCUCUAACCCAGGGAGCGACUAUUUGCGUCAUUUCUGAAGAAGACCGCCUCAACUGCCUGGCUGAUGCCAUGUCACGGCUUCAGGUGACCUGGUGUUUUCUUACCCCGACUGUCAUACAAAUGCUGGAGCCUGAACAGGUACCUACCCUACAAACCAUUGUAAGUGGGGGCGAAAGGCUGCCAAACAACUUGGUCAGGAAAUGGGCAGACAAAGUUAAUCUUAUCAAGUAAGUAACCUAUCUUCGCACUGCUCCAAAGCUAGGUUUUUGAUACUAACCCUUGAUCAGUGGCUACGGACCCACCGAAACAUCAGUUAUUUGCGUCUUCACCAGACCUUUGGAGCCUACCGAUGAUGGAAGCAAUAUUGGACGACCUCUAGUGUGUCAAGCUUGGGUUACUGAUACAGCAACAACUGAGAGGCUUCUGCCAAUCGGAACCGUGGGAGAAAUCGUCAUCCAGGGCCCUAAUGUCGGACGCGGAUAUAUGAACAGCCUUGCCAAAGCACAAUCAGGCUUUAUCGACUCGCCAUCAUGGUCUUCCAAGAUAACCAAAAACAUGUCCGGGCGGUUUUACAGGACUGGGGACCUCGGUCGCUUGAAUCACGACGGCAGCUUCACGAUUGUAGGGCGCAAGGACGACCAGGUCAAACUUCGCGGGCAACGCAUAGAGGUUCACGAGGUGGAAUACCAUAUCAACCAGAGUCCCGUUAUACAGGAAGCUAUUGUUGUGGUUCCUGUCGAAGGACCAUUCAAGCAGAGACUCCUGGCCCUUGUGCGACUCAAGGAUGCCCCCUGUUCGGAAAGCAGCUGCAAUGAGUUGCAGUUGUUGGAGGGAUUAGCUCGCAAAGCAUCGGCAGCCCCAUUGAUCGCCAGAGCGCGGAGCCAUAUGGAAAAAGAAGUACCACGACACAUGGUCCCAACCCUUUGGAUCCCAGUGCAGAACUUCCCUAGGCUUACCUCCGGUAAGACAGACCGAGGAGCUAUAUCUCGAUGGGUCAACAACCAUGAUCUACCCCAUGAUAUCGGCUUCGAACAUUUUUCUCAGUCUGCCAACUUUUCUCCGCCCACUUCCAAAGUCGAGGCCACCUUGCAGUCUAUCUGGAGCGAUAUUUUAAAAAUUCCACGCGACAUGAUUGGGGUUGACCAGAGCUUUUUCACCAUUGGGGGCGAUUCUGUGCUUGCAAUCCAGAUGAUCACCAAAGCUCGCACUGAGGGAUUAGUGAUUACUGCAAGGCAAAUAUUCGAGCAUCAGAAGAUCUCAGCAAUCGCUCUUGACUGCAACCGAACCGAUACUGCAGGACUAGUGAACAGAUAUGAGACGCUGGGCAUUGACCAGGACUUGCAUAUCGACGAGCCGAACAUUGAUCAAUUAGAGAGCAGGUACCCAUUAUCUCCAAUGCAGGAAAGUAUCCUGAAUGCUCAAGAGAAUGGGGCAAACCUGUGGCAUGCUAGCUUCCUCUUCGAACUUCAAUCGCCUCAAUCUUGCGGCAAGGUCGAUCCGGAGAGGUUCAUGGAGGCUUGGCAAAAGGUAGUGGAUCGUCACCCCAUAUUACGGACGAUUUUCGGAAAGGAUGAAGAAGGGAAUCGACAUCAGACUGUACUCAGAGACUACGCAGCGCCUAUGGAGCUGCUUUCGGGACCCCUUCCACCCGACUAUACUACUAUACAAGGAGAGGAGAGCCCUCCUCAUAGGUUGGUUCUAUCACAGAACUCUGAUGGGAAACUUUUGGCGCAGUUUCAUUUAAGUCACAGCUUGUAUGAUGGGGUUUCUCUAAACCUGAUAUGGAACGACUUGCAAGCUCUCUACACCAACGGGCAGUAUAAGCGACCCAGUCCACCCUACCACCAUUUUAUCACCUACCUUGGAAAGUCUGAACGAUCGAGAUCGGCUGACUAUUGGAAAACUCGUUUCAAUGGCAUCGAUCCUUGUAACUUUCCAUCUGAGGGCAUCGUGCCUGGGAACAAUCAUUCUUUCGAAGAAACCACCGCACGCAUUGAGCAUUUACCGAGAAUCAAAGAAUUUUGCCAACGACGCGGUAUCACUUUUGGGUGUUUAUUCCAAGCAGCCUGGGCUCUCGUAUUACGAUACUACUGUGGUCGCAAUCAUGUUUCGUUCGGAUACAUGGUGUCUGGGCGUGAUGCACCAAUUGACAACGUGGAUGAGAUUUGCGGCCCGCUGAUCAAUCUCUUACCCUGUGUCAUCCGCAUACCGAAAGCCACUCUAGUGUCAGCGUUGUUUGAGACUCUUCAACUUGAUCUCGCUGAUAGUUUGACGGUAAGCCAGCAAUUACUGUCAUUUUACACGUACUGUCUAACCCUAAUAGCACCAAAAUUGUUCGUUGGUCGAUAUACAGCGAGUGGUCUCGUCGGAUAUACCCUUGUACAAGACGUAUCUCAAUAUCCAGCACUUCGCGGAACGGUCUCCAUCUGAAGAUACGGCUCUGAAGAUGAAUUAUUUACAAAGCUCUAUGCGUGAUGAGGUAGGUUCCGCCAGCGCAGUAUCGCUGUCCAUGUUACUGACUGUGUACAGUAUGCCGUGUCUGUUUAUGUGACAGAGGUUGAAGGUCAUGUAGCCAUUCGCAUGUGCUACUGGACUGCAUCUCUGUCGGCAAGCCAAGCUAAGGAAGCUUGCAGUAUGAUCACGGCUGCGGUGGGAUCGAUCGUGGAGAGUGAUGAGUCACUCUUAGUAGAGCAGGUGGAUUUGGGCCUGAGCAAAAACACCGACGGUUUUUAUCUGUAA